This is a messenger RNA of Anoplophora glabripennis (Asian longhorned beetle), 612 nucleotides long. Its product is annotated as dynein beta chain, ciliary-like. Gene Ontology annotation, biological process: microtubule-based movement. Bases 1 to 612 code for a protein of 203 amino acids. The record is from RefSeq and is a predicted model, not a curated record. NCBI's taxonomy places the organism in Eukaryota, Metazoa, Arthropoda, Insecta, Coleoptera, Cerambycidae. Gene Ontology annotation, molecular function: minus-end-directed microtubule motor activity; dynein intermediate chain binding; dynein light intermediate chain binding. Gene Ontology annotation, cellular component: dynein complex. The transcript is spliced from 2 exons.
AUGGAAAUUUCUGCUGAAAAGGGGCAUUGGGUAGUAUUGCAAAACAUACACUUGGUUAGAAAAUGGCUACCAGCAUUAGAAAAAUAUCUAGAACGGUUUGCUGAGGGGUCGCAUGCAAACUACAGAGUAUUUAUGAGUGCGGAACCAGCAUCAACGCCAAGUGCUCAUAUAAUUCCUCAGGGUAUUCUUGAGUCGUCAAUAAAAAUAACGAAUGAACCACCAACGGGGAUGCAGGCGAAUUUGCACAAAGCCCUUUCGAAUUUUAACCAAGAAACCUUGGAGCAGUCCGGAAAGGAAGCCGAAUUCAAAGUCAUAUUGUUUUCCUUGUGUUACUUUCAUGCUGUUGUAGCAGAACGUAGGAAGUUUGGACCACAAGGUUGGAACAAAAUCUAUCCAUUCAAUGUGGGCGAUCUGACCAUUAGCGUUUUUGUACUCUUUAACUAUCUAGAAGCAAAUUCGAAAGUACCAUGGGAAGAUUUAAGAUAUUUAUUUGGAGAAAUCAUGUACGGUGGUCAUAUAACAGAUGAUUGGGACAGAAGACUUUGCAUCACGUACUUGGAAGAAUUGCUACAACCAGAUUUGGUAAAUCUAAAAACGUUAUUUAUUGUCUGA